AUGGCUGUACAUUUUGAAUGCUACCCUCCAAAACGGUCAUCUUCGAGUGCUCCAGCACUUACUACAAGUGUGUGUUGCUCGAGUAUCAGCUCCUGUGGUUCAUCAAAACCACCAGGAACCACCACCGGAAGUAACAUAUUUGUGGAAUUUCAAUCUGAUGGAACACAAAAUUCUUAUGAGAAUGGGUUUCAAGUAUCCUUUUUAACUGGAAAGGAUGAAUCCAAUUGUGCAGUGUCAGGAGCAAACAACGUUGUUACACUGACUACUGAAACACCCUUGACAUCUCCAAAUUUUCCCGCCAAGUAUCCACUGAAUUUCGAAUGUACGAAUACGUACACAAAUCCAGGCGGCACAGUUACAGUUCAGUUGAAGUAUCUUGAUGUUGAGGAAGACACCAGUAGCCCCGGUGCUUGUUUUGAUUCUGUGGAGAUUUUUGAUGGAGUUUCGACCAGUUCCUCCUCAAUAGCAAAACUUUGUGGAACCACUGCUCCCACUCAGCCGUACACUUCCACAGGGGAAAGUCUCACCAUAAAGUUCUCCAGUGAUAAAGCAGGGACCAGAAUAGGAUUUUAUGCCGAUGUAGCCCCUGUCGAACGUCUGCUUCUACAGCUGUACAGCUGUGUUGUUUAUUGA
Messenger RNA from Saccostrea echinata, 633 nucleotides. Its product is annotated as bone morphogenetic protein 1-like. NCBI's taxonomy places the organism in Eukaryota, Metazoa, Mollusca, Bivalvia, Ostreida, Ostreidae. The record is from RefSeq and is a predicted model, not a curated record. The coding region runs from base 1 to 633 and encodes 210 amino acids. The transcript is spliced from 6 exons.